AUGACAAGUUUUGCUGAAGGAGACAGGAAUACAAGGUAUUUUCACAGUAUUGUGAAUGGUAGGAGAAUUCAGAAUCAACAAGGGAUAUGGAUAGAAGGAGAUUCACUUUUGGCAGAAGAAGCUUGUAGAUUUUAUCAGCAGUGGUUUUCUCAAGAUGGUGAUCCAGUAGAUUUUGAUUUGCUACAAUAUGUUCCUAGUAUGGUUGAUCAGGAUACUAACAAUAAACUGGUAAGCAUGCCAACCUUGAAAGAGGUGAAGAAGGCAAUGUUUGAUUUAUCUGCAGAUAGUGCUAGUGGUGCUGAUGUAUACAAUGUUGUUAAAGCCUUCUUUGAUGGGAAGACUCUUCCCAAGUCAAUAACACAUACCAACCUGGUACUAUUACUAAAGAAGAAGAAUCUUGAGACUUUUGCUGAUAUGAGACCAAUCAGUCUCAGUAACUUUAUCAACAAGGUUAUUUCUAGAGUGGUUCAGGAUAAGCUUGAAGGCCUUUUACCUUCUCUGAUAUCUCCUAACCAAUCUGAUUUUGUUAAGGGCAGAUGCAUCAUUGAAAAUGUCCUUCUCACUCAAGAAGUUGUGACUGACAUUAGACUACGGGGAAAACCAGCUAAUGUAGUGCUUAAGCUUGAUGUGGCAAAAGCAUAUGAUAGAGUGUCAUAG
This is a messenger RNA of Lycium barbarum (goji berry), 657 nucleotides long. RefSeq lists its product as uncharacterized. Bases 1 to 657 code for a protein of 218 amino acids. The record is from RefSeq and is a predicted model, not a curated record. Lineage: Eukaryota; Viridiplantae; Streptophyta; Magnoliopsida; Solanales; Solanaceae. The transcript has 2 exons.